Gadus morhua (Atlantic cod) is the source of this 4276-nucleotide messenger RNA. RefSeq names its product KN motif and ankyrin repeat domains 3 (gene kank3). The transcript has 13 exons. The record is from RefSeq and is a predicted model, not a curated record. Gene Ontology annotation, cellular component: cytoskeleton; cytoplasm. The coding region runs from base 453 to 3581 and encodes 1042 amino acids. Gene Ontology annotation, molecular function: protein binding. Lineage: Eukaryota; Metazoa; Chordata; Actinopteri; Gadiformes; Gadidae. Gene Ontology annotation, biological process: negative regulation of actin filament polymerization.
CUUGGAUCCCAUUGAUGCGCUCACGUUGACGUUGCUGCGCGCUCAUUGGACCGUUAUACUGUCCGUCCAAAAGUAGUUGGGGAACUGCGUUGGAUCCGCCCUCCUCCCAAACUGAACUUCGGCGGCGCUUCCCAGGAUUGUCAUGAGAGGACUUUUCACUUUCCAGGGUGGACGCGGCGGGACACGACAAGCAGGGAGCCGGAGUUGAACUGAGAGCCGGGGGUAGGUAGCUGGAAACGGCCGCUGAGGCAGCAGCAGCAGCAGCAGCUCCAUCCAUCAGCCGGCUGCCGGAGGUCCGUGUCUGGCUGGGCCCCAGAUGUAAAGCACCCCUGGGCCCCCCAUCCUGAGACCUGAGGCCCCCUAGCCCCUGAUCGGCCCAGAGAACCGGUGUUGCUGUUGACUCUACAUCUUGUCAGGUAUCUCUUCCGGAAGCUGCCACUUCAGUGGAAAAGAUGACUCAGUCCGUACAAGUCACCCCCAAACUGCCAGACUUGGGCUCCCCCUUCCUGUACUGCGGGGGCGGGGCCAGUACUGAGGAGGCGGACCCGGCCGCCUCCUACUCGGUGCAGACCCCCUACGGCUUCCAGCUCGACCUGGACUUCCUGAAGUACGUGGAGGAGAUCGAGAGCGGCCACAACCUGCGCCGGGCCCCCGUGGGCCCCCGCCGGCCCGGGGGCCGCGGGGCCCGGCUCUCCCAGCGGAGCCCCAGCGUGGGCGGGGGCCGCGCCAGCGGCUGGACCUCCACCGAGUCCCUGACGUCCCAGGGCAGCGAGGACGGCCGGGUCCCGCCCCCGCCGCCGCCCCGCAAGCGCCUGGGCUCGGCGCCCUGCGAGGGCCUCGCCGUCUCCCCGCUGACGCUCCUCAGCGGCCCCCCGAUGUCGGCCGGGGCCAGGGCGCCGCCGCCGCCGCCGCAGCGCAACCCCCGCGUGGAGCGCACCCUGCUGGAGACCAGCCGCCGCCUGCAGCAGGAGCAGAACCACCACGGCCACAACGGCCUGCGGCUGCAGCUCGCCGACCCCCCCAAGCCCGCCGCCGCCGAGGGGCGUCUGCUGCCGGCGCCGGCCCCCGGUUCGGCCGCGCCCGGCGGUCUCUGGAGCCGGCCGAGCCCGCAGACGUCCGGCCGCAGCACCCCGGGGCCGGGGGCCCCCAUGACGCCGGUGGCCCCCAGCCAGCUGCAGACGGUCCGGGAGCAGAUGGCCACGGCGCUGAGGCAGCUGAAGGACAUGGAGGAGAGGGUGAAGGGGGUGCCGGCGCUGGAGAGGGAGCUGGCCAAGCUCCGCGCCGAGAAGGAGAUGCUCCUGCUGGCGCUGCAGGAGAAGAGGGAGGCGGAGGAGAGGAGGGAGGUGGAGGGAAGGAGGAGGCAACACACAGAGAGCUCCACUCAGACCACGGAGCCUCCCCAGAGCUCGGCCCAACCCAAGGCCGCGCGGCUGGGGUCCCCGCCGGCCUCCCCCGGCCGCCUCGGCCCCGGGCGGUCCGAGGAGCUCCGGAAGCUCACGGCCCGGUUCGAGGCGAAACAGGAGAAGCUGCCGGAGCGCCAGGAGAAAGCCGUCCCGAAGCUCCCCGAGAAGGUCCCGGUGCCGUCGGAGCGGAGGUCGGCGGCGUCCGGGGGGGACGAGCCGAUGGACUCUGCGGUGUUCUACCACAGCCUGGGGAGGCGGGACGCGUGCGAGGGGGCGGAGGUCGCCGUGCGCGACCAGACCACGGCGACGGAGGCGCCCGCCGCCGGCCGCGAGGAGGGCACCCAGACCGGGGCGGUGGCGACGCAGGACGCCGGCGUCUGGGUGAUGGAGUCCCUCCUGGGGGUGACCAGCGAGGCGCAGCGCGAGAUGGACACCCUGCAGGACACCAUCAAGUUCCAGCAGGAGUCCAUGGCGGCGCUGGAGCUCCGGCUGAGCUCGGCCGACGCGGACCUGGGCGCGCUGAGGGCCCGGGCCCUGGAGCGGGAGAACAGGGUCACGCUGGAGAAAGGGGUCCAGGCCGCGCCCGGCAGCGCGCACGUCGCCGUGGGGACCACGCCCUCGGAGCCGCGGCACGUCGGGGUCACGUGCCGUCCGGAGGUGGUCAGCGUGUGCGUCGGCGGGGAUCGUACCGCCGACCCGGUCGAGAGAGGCACACAGACGGACGUUGAGGUGGCGGUGGCGGUGGUGGAGCCGGCGGCGGCGGCGGCGGCGGCGGUCGUCGUUGCCGAUGCGGCGUGCCAGUGGGAGAGGUUACCGAAGGAGGAGGAGGAGGAGGAAGAGGAGGACGUGGUGGUGGUGGAGGUGGCGCUGAUGGAGCCAAGGGCCGCGGCGACGGGGCUGAAGAAGCGUCAGCUGACCAUCGCCGAGUACCAGAUCACGCCGGACGAGGAGAUGGUGAGCGCCGCGGAGAAGGCCGGCGGGGAGCAGCGGGAGGAGGGCGCGCCCGCCCGGCCCAAGACAGGACUCCUGAAGUCCAUCAUGAAGAGGAAGGAUGGGACUACCACAGGCAACGCCGGCAAGAAGAGCCUGCAAUUUGUCGGUAUCCUCAACGGAGGGUAUGAGUCUACAUCGAGCGAAGAGGAGGCGGAAGACGAGGAAGAAGAGGAGGAGGAUGAGGAGGGGAGCUCCUCCGCAGAGAGCGGCGACGGCGAGUGCUCGGACAGCGAUGAGGAGGACGAGGCGGCGCUGGAGGAGGAGACGUCCGACGAGGAGCGCAACGUCAACGUGGACGAGAGCGACACGGACGAGGAGACCCUGAGGGCCGCGCACCGAGACGACUCGCAAAUCGUCAAAGAAAAGUUCGAGCUAAGUUCUAAGAUGCGAGAGGCGUGUCUUAUCCUGAAGAACCACCUGAAAGAUGACAUCACCGCCCUGAAGACCAAGGAAGUGCUGUCCAGCACGCACUCGGUGCAGCUGGAGUGGUUCCGGGUGUCCAGCGCCAAGACGGCGCAGCCCGCGCGGGUCUCCGACUACCUGAUGGCGUUCACGGAGGUGUCGGCGGCGCUGCUGGAGACGGUGGUGAACAUGACGGACGGGAACGGCAACACGGCGCUGCACUACAGCGUGUCCCACUCCAACUUCGGCGUGGUGGGGCUGCUGCUGGACACGGGUGUGUGCUGCGUGGACAAGCAGAACAAGGCGGGCUACACGGCUAUCAUGCUAGCAGCGCUAUCCGCGGUCAAGGAGGAGGACGACAUGGCGGUGGUCAAAAAGCUGUUCAGCCUGGGGAACGUCAACGCCAAGGCCAGCCAGGCGGGCCAGACGGCGCUGAUGCUGGCGGUGAGCCACGGGCGUGAGGAGAUGGUGCGGGCGCUGCUGGACUGCGGCGUGGACGUCAACGUCCAGGACGACGAGGGAUCCACCGCCCUGAUGUGCGCCAGCGAGCACGGCCGCUCGGAGAUCGUCUCCCUGCUCCUGGACCAGCCCGGCUGCGACAUCUCCAUCGUGGACCACGAUGGCAGUAACGCUCUGUCCAUUGCCCUGGAGGCGUCCCACAAUGACACCGCUGUGCUGCUCUACGCCCACAUGAACUACGCCAAGACUCAGACCGCCAUGGGAAGCCCCAAAGCUCAGCCGAGGAGCCCCACCGGUCUUCAGAGAACCUGGCCCUCAGAGUGAAGCUACGGCCAUGCAGGACUUUAAACAUAACUGGAUCUUAAAUACGAAAACUCCACUGGAAAUUUUAUGUAUCUAAAUAUAUAUGUAUUUAUAUCUUGCCACAUGUCCUAUAUGUUGAUAUUAUUGUGUAAUUUGUUUUUUGUUUGUUUGUUUCCCUUGCCCUGUGUGUUUAACGGUUAUAUUCGUGGUGAACUUGGUUUUCCUUUGUGUCGCUAACCUUUCUGGGAGUUGGAGUCUCAAGCCUGUUUUGCACUCUGGUCAUGUGAGCCACCAUCUCCGCCGCCAUCUUUAAUUUGUUUGUUUACUGCAGUGUGUAGACAGACACGUCCUAUCUCCGGUGAUACUUUUGAAAAUCACCUUCCUCCUGUAUUGAACUUCUUUUUUUACAAAGCUGGGACAGGGGGUUGCUUCUCAAAUAUAAAUGUGUUGCCAGAUAGUAAAAAGCCAAAUCUUUUGUCAAAUCUGGCAACCCUGCCUCCGUUGAUAAUCAAGUGAUUCCAUCUCGAUCGUUUAGUUAUGUCUUCCUGAAGUUUCACCAGCAGCUUCGGAUGGAUGUCUGGUUUUCUUUUUGUGAAUGAUUUUGCCCUACAGGGCCUUCACCAUAACAGUACAAGUCUACACUAAGCGUCUCUGUUGUAUAUUCAUGCAUCUAUUUUUUAUGUCUACAAUAAACUUGUAUUUACAUAAAGGAAUGA